Helicoverpa armigera (cotton bollworm) is the source of this 1003-nucleotide messenger RNA. It is a transcript of the gene RFeSP, whose product is annotated as cytochrome b-c1 complex subunit Rieske, mitochondrial. The transcript has 4 exons. Gene Ontology annotation, molecular function: 2 iron, 2 sulfur cluster binding; quinol-cytochrome-c reductase activity. Gene Ontology annotation, biological process: mitochondrial electron transport, ubiquinol to cytochrome c. Lineage: Eukaryota; Metazoa; Arthropoda; Insecta; Lepidoptera; Noctuidae. The record is from RefSeq and is a predicted model, not a curated record. Gene Ontology annotation, cellular component: membrane. The coding region runs from base 90 to 905 and encodes 271 amino acids.
AACAUCAAAUCUGACAUUUCUUUAAUCGAGCACUUCGCUCAGCGAAAAUAUUAAAGCAAUUUUGUUGCGUAUUUCUGCUGUGAUACAAAAUGACUUCGGUCACGCGGGCUGGGCAUUUGGCUCCUUACUUUAAGGCAAGUUCAUCGGUGGUUUCCAAUGGCUUGAAGCCUCUGGUUGUCGCGCAUACACCAGCUGAAAAGGUGUUGGUGCACCCCUUGCCAAAAACCUCGACUGUGGAGUCACUGCAUGGAUCCCUGCCUAUCCAGGGCUUGAAGGCCAGAGUAAACGGUCGCGGGCCAAGCCAUGUACGUUUCGCGCAUACCGACAUCAGCUACCCCGACUUCUCGGCGUACCGUCGCAAGGAGACGCAGGAUCCCACCGCGAGGGCUACCGACAACGUCGAUGGACGUCAGUCCUUCACUUAUCUUAUCGCUGGAGCCGGUGGUGUGGCCGGUGCGUACGCCGCCAAGUCCUUGGUGACGCACUUCGUGUCGUCCAUGGCAGCCGCAGCCGACGUCUUGGCCUUGGCCAAGAUUGAGAUCAAGCUGUCUGAAAUCCCGGAGGGCAAGUCUGUCACCUUCAAGUGGCGUGGUAAGCCACUGUUCAUUCGUCACAGAACCGCAAACGAGAUUAGCACCGAGCAGUCGGUGCCCGUGGAAACUCUUCGCGACCCGCAGCACGACAACCAGCGCACACAGAACCCCAAGUGGCUCGUGGUCAUCGGCGUGUGCACCCACUUGGGCUGCGUGCCCGUCGCCAACGCCGGCGACUUCGGCGGAUACUACUGCCCCUGCCACGGGUCCCACUACGACGCCUCCGGUCGCAUCCGCAAGGGCCCCGCCCCCCUCAACCUCGAAGUACCCCCCUACAGCUUCGUCGAAGAGGGCCUCCUAGUUGUAGGCUAAACGACGUUAUUUAUUAGACAUAUUAUUUAUAUAAGUAUACCGAUUCAGAAUCAAUAGGCGUCAUCUAAUCUUACAAUCAAUAAAUGUGAUUGCUGUUA